GCUUUGUGUCUCCUUGUAGUCAUAUUACCCAGGGACUCAGCAUGCCGCCGGAUUCUACAGUCGCAGAGCAAACGGGGGAUGCAGCUGGUACAGAUGAGAAGACAAGCAUCUCAAAGCAGUCAUCACUAUCUACAGAUGUUGAGAGAACGGCAAACAAUUCCUCGCCGACUGGUGUCCCUGAUGGGGGAACUGCUGCAUGGCUGGUUGUUCUGGGUUGCUGGUGCACCUCAUUCUGCAGUUUUGGCUGGCUCAAUAGCGUUGGAGUCUUCCAAGAGUAUUAUCAAAACGACCUCCUGCGCAGCUACUCUACAAGCGCAGUCUCCUGGAUUCCGUCGCUUGAGAUAUUCUUCAUGAUGGCCAUGGGGCCCAUUGUUGGAGUGCUGUAUGAUCGCUACGGACCGCGAUGGCUUCUCCUGACUGGGAGCAUAAUGCACGUCUUUGGGAUCAUGAUGACAAGCAUAAGCCGUGAAUAUUACCAGAUCCUCCUCUCACAAGGACUGUGCUCUGCCUUUGGCGUAUCCAUGAUAUUCCAGCCUUCCCUCACCUGCGCCGCCGGGUGGUUCGAUCGCAAACGCGGAGCAGCCUUUGGCAUCUUAUUCACAGGCUCCAGCAUUGGAGGAAUCGUCCUCCCAAUACUGGUGACGCACUUAAUCCGCGAUGCUGGGUUCGGCUGGGCAAUGCGCACCUGUGCAUUCCUCAUGCUGGCCCUCUUGACUCUAGCCAACCUCACCAUUCGGCCCUACAAUCCACCCAAACCGCGCAAGUUAACCCUCACUGAGCUCAUCAAACCUCUCAAAGAACUCCAAUUUGUCUUGCUAAUAAUCGGCCUAUUCAUCUUCACCUACGGCUUCUACGCGCCAAUUAACUAUCUCCCUGCGCAGGCCAUCAGCGUCGGCAUGUCCCCAAACCUGGUGCAAUACCUCCUCCCCAUAUUAAACGCAGGUUCUCUCUUCGGUCGUCUCUUCGCCGGAUUUCUCGGGGACAAACUCGGCAGAUACAAUAUCUUCAUCAUCGUCUGCUACCUAUCUGGGAUAUUCAUUCUAGCCCUCUGGCUCCCGGACUCCAGCAAUGCAGCCCUCAUCGCGUUCGCGGCGUUAUUCGGCUUCUUCUCUGGCGCGUAUGUCUCCCUGCUUACGCCGCUGAUUAUGCAGAUCUCGCCGAUGCCGGAGCUGGGCUUUCGUACGGGAAUUGCGCUUCUGGCGACUGCUGUUGCCGGGUUGACUACAAAUCCGAUUAAUGGGGCGAUUGUGGAUGGCGGUGGUGGGUGGGGUGGGCUCAAGGUUUUCUCGGGGGUGUUGGCGAUUGUUGGGACGAGUUUCGUGCUGGUGGCUAGACUGAGGAAGACGGGGGUGAAGGUUUUUGUGCGGUAUUAAACUAUUCUCUGGAUAUGACGGCGGGCUACUAGUCAUAAAUUGCAACAGAGAUAUAAAGGCUUGUAUCCGCCACAGCCAAACUCUUUCCUCUUCAGUAACCUUACAUACUAAAUCCACAAGCCCAUCAC
Messenger RNA from Aspergillus versicolor CBS 583.65, 1501 nucleotides. RefSeq names its product MCT family MFS transporter. Gene Ontology annotation, molecular function: transmembrane transporter activity. Gene Ontology annotation, cellular component: fungal-type vacuole membrane. The coding region runs from base 42 to 1373 and encodes 443 amino acids. The record is from RefSeq and is a predicted model, not a curated record. NCBI's taxonomy places the organism in Eukaryota, Fungi, Ascomycota, Eurotiomycetes, Eurotiales, Aspergillaceae. The transcript has 4 exons. Gene Ontology annotation, biological process: transmembrane transport.